This is a messenger RNA of Paramecium pentaurelia, 240 nucleotides long. NCBI's taxonomy places the organism in Eukaryota, Ciliophora, Oligohymenophorea, Peniculida, Parameciidae. The record is from the annotation of a GenBank genome assembly.
AUGUUAUUCACUUAAACAAAAAUAACAUAACAUUAAAUUAAUGCUAUUUGGAAGUAAAGUAUGAAGAGGUUUCUAUAAUUGCCCUAAUUUACAAAUGAUUGGUUUCUUUAACUAAUUUAAGGAUCAUAUUUGGACAUAGCAAUUGAAAAAUAAUGGGAAACAUCAAUAAAGUGUUAAUUCAGACAUGGAGAGGAAGAACAAAUUAUGGAUAUUAAAAAAAGAAAAAAAGAAACCUACUGA